AUGAAGUUGAUGGAAUUUAUGAGGUUACAAAAGAAUAUUAGCGUUUGCCGCUUAUGUACAGAGUCUCUAAACUCGGAGAACGCGACACCUUCCUGUUGCGAACACGUCUUUCACAUUAACUGUCUCAAAAAGUGGACUGAGGAACACAAAUCAGAGAGCCAUUGUAGAUGCCCUAUAGAAACUUGUGGUCGGACUUAUUCGGCUAUAAGUGUUCGGAAUUCAAUUGGUGGUUCAAUACGGGAGAACAUAUCGCUUACUGUUGAGAACCAGUGUCCUAUUUGUUGUGAGGAAAUCCAACCCCCCGUCGCAGUUCCAGAAUCCUGUAACCAUCAGUUUUGUGUUACGUGUCUAAGCGAAUGGGCCAAAGUUCGUCAUGAGUGUCCUCUUGAUCGUGGUCCUUUUGAACUGAUGCUUCUAUCUUCAUACAUUGGUGGGCCAAUCAUUGAGCGGAGGCCUCCUCCACCUGCUUUUGUGCCACCGCCGGAGGAGGAGGACACUACGGAAUGUGAAAUUUGUCAUUCGCCGGAAGAUGAGGCAUAUCUGCUAUUGUGUGAUGGUUGUGACAAAGGAUAUCACACGUACUGCUUGCCCAACCCUCUUUCCGAAAUCCCAGAAGGAGACUGGUUUUGUCCUAAUUGUGAAUGUGACCGCGUUCAAACGCGGCAAGGGGAGAAUUCUAUGGCUGUCAUGCCCUCUCGUCGCACUGGACGCCGAUCGCGAUUUCGUAAUCUGCCUACUGACCUUUCGGCGGAGGAGAUCAGUAAUUCAGAGGCGUCUGAAGACGGUGGAGAUGUAGAAGAUAUGGGUUCCUGUUUCUACCUUUCUACACAGUCUCAGGAACGUCUUACUCACAUCGCAGAACGACGCCAUCGGGGCACAGGUCUGUUGCGUGAUCUCAUUGAACACCUCUCAGUCAGAGCUGAGAGAGAGCAGCAAGAGCGGCGGCGCAACCGAAGACUGCGCCAGAGGCGUCGCGUACAUUUGGGGGAGUCUUUUAGCGAAUCGCAACUUUCGGCACGAAGUGUUGCUCCAUUACCUUUGGUGAGUCAUUUCGGCUCCUUACAGUUUUGA
Molecule: messenger RNA, 1071 nt
Organism: Hydatigera taeniaeformis
Lineage: Eukaryota; Metazoa; Platyhelminthes; Cestoda; Cyclophyllidea; Taeniidae
Source: the annotation of a GenBank genome assembly